GGCGGGCUGCGCCGGGAGCCGCCGGGGAGUCCGCCUCCGCCUGGCCGCGCCCGCCCCCCGCCAGCAUGGGCGCCCACCCGCGCGCUGCCGUGGUCGCGGGGCUCCCGCCGCCCCGAGCGCUGCCGCUGCCUCUGCUCCUGCUCCUGCUGCUGUCGCCGCCAGUGGCCAUCGCCUCCGAGGCUGAGCACCGUCUGUUUGAGAGGCUGUUCGAAGAUUACAACGAGAUCAUCCGACCUGUAGCCAACGUGUCUGACCCCGUCAUCAUCCAGUUUGAGGUGUCCAUGUCUCAGCUGGUGAAGGUGGACGAAGUAAACCAGAUCAUGGAGACCAACCUGUGGCUCAAACAAAUUUGGAAUGACUACAAGCUGAAGUGGGACCCCUCUGAGUAUGAUGGGGCGGAGUUCAUGCGUGUCCCCGCACAGAAGAUCUGGAAGCCGGACAUUGUGCUGUAUAACAAUGCUGUUGGGGACUUCCAGGUGGACGACAAGACCAAAGCUUUACUCAAGUACACAGGGGAGGUGACUUGGAUGCCCCCCGCCAUCUUUAAGAGCUCGUGCAAAAUCGACGUGACCUACUUUCCAUUUGAUUACCAGAACUGCACCAUGAAGUUCGGCUCCUGGUCCUACGACAAGGCAAAAAUCGACCUGGUCUUGAUCGGCUCUUCCAUGAACCUCAAGGAGUACUGGGAGAGCGGCGAGUGGGCAGUCAUCAAAGCCCCGGGCUACAAGCACGACAUCAAGUACAACUGCUGUGAGGAGAUCUACCCCGACAUCACGUACUCGCUCUACAUCCGACGCCUGCCCCUCUUCUACACCAUCAACCUCAUCAUCCCCUGCCUGCUCAUCUCCUUCCUGACCGUGCUGGUCUUCUACCUGCCUUCCGACUGCGGCGAGAAGGUGACCCUCUGCAUCUCGGUCCUCCUCUCGCUGACCGUGUUUCUCCUGGUCAUCACCGAGACGAUCCCUUCCACCUCGCUGGUGAUUCCCCUCAUUGGCGAGUACCUCCUGUUCACCAUGAUUUUCGUGACCCUGUCCAUCGUCAUCACCGUCUUCGUGCUCAACGUUCACUACAGAACCCCGACCACGCACACCAUGCCCGCAUGGGUGAAGACUGUUUUUCUGCACGUGCUUCCCAGGGUCAUGUUCAUGACCAGGCCCGCGAGCAGCGAAGGCCACACCCAGAGGCCAAGGCCCUCCUACAGUGCUGAGCUCUCAAAUCUGAACUGCUUCAGCCGCACGGAGUCCAGAGGCUGCAAGGAAGGCUGUCCCUGCCAGGACGGGAUGUGUGGCCACUGCCACCACCGCAGAAUAAAAAUCUCAAACUUCAGUGCCAACCUCCCGAGAAGCUCCAGUUCUGAGACUGUCAACGCUGUGCUGUCCCUAUCUGCUCUGUCACCGGAAAUCAAAGACGCCAUCCAGAGUGUCAAGUAUAUUGCCGAAAACAUGAAAGCACAAAAUGAAGCCAAAGAGAUUCAAGAUGAUUGGAAGUAUGUCGCCAUGGUUAUUGAUCGAAUUUUUCUGUGGGUUUUCAUCCUGGUGUGCAUUCUAGGGACAGCAGGAUUGUUUCUGCAACCUUUGAUGGCAAGGGAUGACGCUUAAGCACCAAACUGUGUUUGCCAGAGGCCUCCUGGCAUGCAGAGGGGGACUCGUUUGUUUUUAUUGUGUAAAAUACACUUGGCCAUAAAAUGUACCAUCUUCACCGUGUUCAGGCCCACAGCUCGGUGGUGUUAAAUAGUCAUCGUUGUGCAGCCGCCACCGCCAUCUCCAGGACUCUUCGUCUUGUAAGACCGCAUCUCCGCACCCACUGAACACUAACUCCCUGUCCCCUCUCCCCCUGAAACCCACAUUAUACUGUUUUGACUACUUUAAGUAGCCAAUACUGUUUUGACUACCUUUAAGUACCAUAUAAGCGG
Messenger RNA from Panthera uncia (snow leopard), 1912 nucleotides. RefSeq names its product cholinergic receptor nicotinic alpha 3 subunit (gene CHRNA3). The coding region runs from base 66 to 1598 and encodes 510 amino acids. NCBI's taxonomy places the organism in Eukaryota, Metazoa, Chordata, Mammalia, Carnivora, Felidae. Gene Ontology annotation, molecular function: acetylcholine-gated monoatomic cation-selective channel activity; transmembrane signaling receptor activity. Gene Ontology annotation, biological process: signal transduction; regulation of membrane potential; chemical synaptic transmission. The record is from RefSeq and is a predicted model, not a curated record. The transcript is spliced from 6 exons. Gene Ontology annotation, cellular component: postsynaptic membrane; synapse; neuron projection.